Molecule: messenger RNA, 2365 nt
Organism: Telopea speciosissima
Lineage: Eukaryota; Viridiplantae; Streptophyta; Magnoliopsida; Proteales; Proteaceae
Product: nuclear intron maturase 3, mitochondrial
Exons: 1
Coding region: 19-2340 (773 amino acids)
Biological process (GO): mRNA processing
Source: RefSeq, a predicted model, not a curated record
UGGUCUCCUUUGGUUUCGAUGCGUUUGAACCUCAGACGAAUCAUUUCGUCCGAAACGAGGGUUUCAGCCUUCUCUUCUCUGCAAUUUUAUUCUAUCCAUCUCAACUGUAAUGCUUCGCCCGCGCCGGAGAUUUUGGACCAUGAGAGCCGUAUCAAACCUUUAAACAGAACCGAUCUCGAAACUUUAGUGCUGCAGCAGUACCGCCAUGGAAAAUUCUCUGACCUCGUCACCAACGUCGUCGCCGUGCCUGCCGUUCUACUGGCUGCCUCCGAUAAUCUUCGUCCUCGACUCUCUAAUGGCGAAAGCUCCUUCGAUUCUUCUCUUUACACCUCCGUGUCCCGGAGAUUUUCAGUGGAAGACACCGCACGCGAACUUCGAGAAAAUCGUUUCGAUGUUGAAGCUUGUUGUGUUAGAAUGCUGCCCUCGAGAAAGAAAGGAGACUCCUUGGUCCUUCCCAAUCUGAAACUGAAAGUCGUCAUUGAAGCUGUUCGGCUUGUGCUGGAGAUUGUCUACGAUGAGCGUUUCGCUACUUUUGCCUACGGUGGCCGUGUUGGUAUGGGUGGGCAUACUGCAAUGAGGUACCUUAAACACUCCGUCGAAAACCCUAAUUGGUGGUUUCAUGUUUGUUUUCAUCCCCACAAAUUUGAUGCUCUACAUUUUCGUAAACUUAGUUCCUUCAUCCAAUCUAAGAUAGAAGAUAAGCUUUUGAUUGAUCUUAUAUGGAGAUUCUUCGAAUCCGAAGCGGUGAGGAUUGAAUUUGGUGGUUGUUCCAUGGGAAGGGGCUUUCCCCAAGAAAGUAACCUCUCCCCAAUUUUGAUCAAUGUUUACUUCAAUGGUCUUGAUAAGGAAAUGCAAAAUCUCCGCAUGCAGAUGGACCAUCUCAAUCCGAAAUUUGAUCCCAUGGAGUAUUCUUUGCCUCCAUCCAGAGUUUUCCAUAAACCUGUGAAGAUGUACGCAGUUAGGUACUUGGAUGAGAUACUAGUGAUAACGUCUGGUUCGAAACCACUGACUAUGGACUUGAAGAAUCAAAUUGUAGAAUUUCUAGAGGGGAUAUUGGAGCUAAAGGUAGAUAGAUUAAAUACUACAAUCCAUAGUGCAGUAUCAGAGAAGAUUAUCUUUUUAGGAAUGGAACUUCAGGCUGUUCCCCCUUCAGUUUUGCAUCCUCCAUUGUCAGAUAAAGCGAUCAGGGCUCGGAAGAAGUACAUUAAACAGAAAGAGGCUAGGGCUCUAGAGCUGAGAAAUGCUAGGGAGACUAGAAGAAAGAAACUGGGUUUGAAAAUUUUAAAUCACGUUUUUAAGAAGUUAGAGAGGGCUGAAGGGUUCAAAUUUGACUUCCAUAUUGAGAUGCAGGUCAGAGAUAUCUUUAGAGCUUGGGCAGAUGAAGUGGUGCAAGAGUUCUUGGGGUCCUUGGACGAGCGUUCAAAUUGGCAUCGGAUACUGUCAUCAGGUGAUUUUCUCAAUUUGAAAGCUAUUAGGAGUCAGCUUCCCCAACAGCUUGUGGACGCUUAUGACCAAUUUCAAGAGCAGGUAAACAACUUUUUGAAUCCAGUUCAAGCUAGAAAAGCUUUGGAGGAAGAAGGCAGGAGAAGAGAAGAAGAAGAAAGAGAGAGUUACUCAAGGAGCACAGUGAAGGAUUUGACAAAAUUGUGUAUCAGAGUUGCUGCACCAAUCCAUCUUGUUAGGAAAGCGGUUAAAUUAGCUGGAUUUACAAAUUCAAUGGGGCGUCCAAGGCCAAUCAAAUUAUUAAUUCCUCUGGAAGAUACCGAUAUCAUCAAGUGGUAUGCAGGUGUAGGUAGGAGAUGGCUGGAUUUCUUCUGCUGCUGCCGAAAUUUCAGUAUGGUAAAAACGGCUGUCACCUACCACUUAAGGUUUUCCUGUUUAUUGACACUAGCAGAAAAGCAUGAGUCAACCAAACGUGAGGCCAUUAGGCAUUACACCAAGGAUCUGAAAGUUUCUGAUGCAACUGGUUUGGAAGAAGUGCACUUCCCAACAGAGAGGGAGAUCAAGAUGAUGGGUGAUAAUAAUCUUUCUGAUCCAAAACCUGUGGAUGGGACACUAUCAAUGAUUCUGAUCAGAUUAGCUUCUGAUGAGUCUUCAUGUUCUUGUGUGGCUCACUUCUGCAAUAGAACAGAUGUUGGCGUUUAUCGGAUCCGGUUACUGCAAAACCGUCUUAAUAUGAAUCCAUUGAAUGAAGAGAAGUGGGUUCCUGGAAUGGGAGUCAUUCAUGAGAGUCUAAAUCGGAAGUGCCUCCCACUCUGUUCUGAUCACACAAGUGAUUUAUACCUGGGAAAAAUCUCCCUACAGGACAUUGACUGUACUUCUUUUCUGGAUGUGCAAUGAGUAAAAAUUUUUAUUUCUUGUUCCA